AGUUGUUACAUAACAUAAACCCAAUGAACUAGGUGUAAUAUUUGGAUGGGAUCUGUAAAACCAUUGCAAGAUACCAAGUGGCGAAUUUCCUAUACAUCACUGUCCUGAAUUAUCAUCCAUAGGUGCACAGCCCCCAACUCCCACGUCCCCAUCAAUGAAUAAAGUUUCCUUUUUUGAGAGGAAAACUUGCUUAUCUCCAUGGAGAAAACUCAUGGGCAUAGACAACACACAAAAUCAUCAGAGUCCUGAAGGACUAGUACCACCAAAACCUUCUGCUGCAGCACGCAAGGCACCUCUCACACAGUACAUACGCAAGCUUGCUCACAUGGCUGCUGCUAGUUCUCAAGUUUCUGUGGCGUGGAAUUGCGCUGGGCUUGGGGGCUGUGGUGAUCAGGGUCAAGAGCUGGCCUCCUUCCUCACCUCACAAGAGCACAGAGAUCAAGAAAUGGCUUCUUCCUCCACAUUUAGAGCCCCAAUUGGGUUAGGAUUCUUGGGGCCUUCCAAGGUUGGUCUGAAUCCUUUGAGAAAUAGUACUGGUGUGAGAUUAAGUGCAAGAUAUAUGACACCGAAGUGUGUGGUUUCUUCUUCCAGGCCAGUAUCAAAGCCCAGGUUCAUACAGCACAAGAAGGAGGCCUUCUGGUUCUACAGGUUCCUUUCCAUAGUGUAUGAUCAUGUCAUAAACCCAGGGCAUUGGACUGAGGACAUGAGGGACGACGCACUGGAGCCUGCUGAACUUUAUGACCCUGAGCUCAAGGUCGUCGAUGUCGGUGACGGAACCGGUUUUGCCACAUUGGGGAUUGUCAAGCACAUGGACAGUCAGAAUGUCACCCUGCUGGACCAGUCGCCACACCAGCUUGAGAAGGCCCGGCAGAAGGAGGCACUGAAGGGGGUGAACAUUCUUGAGGGUGAUGCUGAGGACCUCCCCUUCCCAACUGACACAUUUGAUCGCUACGUCUCUGCUGGGAGCAUCGAGUAUUGGCCUGACCCGCAGCGAGGAAUCAAGGAAGCUUACAGGGUCCUGAAACCUGGUGGAGCAGCCUGUUUGAUUGGCCGCUUCUUCGCGGACAUGUGGAUGCUUUUCCCCAAGGAAGAAGAGUACAUGGAAUGGUUCCAGAGAGCAGGGUUUGAUGAUGUCAAGAUCAAGAGGAUCGGAACCAAGUGGUACUGCGGUGUUCGACGGCAUGGCCUGAUCAUGGGUUGCUCUGUUACAGGGGUCAAAACAGAGCCUGGUGAUUCCCCUUUGCAGCUCGGUCCGAAGGCUGAGUAUGUGGAGAAGCCUGUGAAUCCUUUCACCUUCGCCUUUCGCUUCGCUUAUAAUUGAACGACGAAGGCCAAGAUGCAAAUGUUAACAAAAUGAUAGCGAAAGCUAUGUCGAGUCGUCGGUGAAAUGGUUGUGAAGAUCCAAAUUUGGGGCAUUUAGACUAUAUAGCAUUUUGGGUAUUGACUUCAGCUCCGUUUGGAACAUAGUUAUUUUUGCAGGAAUUUCUUGGGAUGCAGUUCAAUUCCUGCUGCGAAAGGGACAAGUUACCACAUUUCAAAUGGAAAUUGGACUUCAAAUCACUGAGAAGUGAGGACACAAGAUUCUGACCCAACUCAACGGGAAGACAACCUAUUAAGACAGAUCAUAUAACCAUCUGACAGUACCACAAGCACAUCAGAGCUCACGGCAGCAGCAUCCAUAAAUCACAUGCUUACGGUACCAAAUGCACAUAUAUAUCAGAAAAGAAUGGCACCUUAACAGAGACAAAAACAUGACUAGAUAACAUGACAUUCACAUGCCACUGCAGCUAGGAACCAUCGCAUUUCAGCGUCAUUGACAGUUAACAAGACUAGGGCAAAAGAAAAGGUCCAGCGUGCAUCACCUCACCAAGUUUCUGCGGACCAGACAACCACCACCGGAAUUCAGUUAUCUUACAAAGAGUUUUAAAGAUGCAAUUCCCAGGGCAAAAUGUAACACCGCCAACCAAACACCCACCA
Molecule: messenger RNA, 1977 nt
Organism: Phragmites australis (common reed)
Lineage: Eukaryota; Viridiplantae; Streptophyta; Magnoliopsida; Poales; Poaceae
Product: 2-methyl-6-phytyl-1,4-hydroquinone methyltransferase 1, chloroplastic-like
Exons: 4
Coding region: 155-1321 (388 amino acids)
Biological process (GO): methylation
Molecular function (GO): 2-methyl-6-phytyl-1,4-benzoquinone methyltransferase activity
Source: RefSeq, a predicted model, not a curated record